UCAAAAAAAAUAAAAAAUUCCGGCUUCUAAGUUCCAAGUCACACCAUUGUUGCUAAAAAGGGAAAACUAGAAGAGAGAUUUUCAAAUUCCUAGGCUUUAAUCGCCCUGCCUACAGAUCGUUUCUGGUUGUUCCUCAGUUUCCUCAGAUUUUUGAUGGGUGCACCUAAACAGAAGUGGACUUCAGAAGAAGAAGCUGCUCUUAAAGCUGGGAUACUUAAGCAUGGGCCAGGUAAAUGGCGCACGAUUCUCAAGGAUCCAGAAUUUAGUGGAGUAUUGUGUCUGCGUUCAAAUGUAGAUCUUAAGGACAAGUGGAGGAACAUGACGGUGAUGGCAAACGGUUGGAGUUCUCGAGAGCAAGCAAGGUUAGCUGUCAAAAGGACGAAACAGGCCCCUAGACAGGAUGGGAGUCCUGUGGCUGAUACGACCACAGCUGAAAGUGAUGAGGAAGCUGCUGAAGCGCAAGCAGCCACUACUUCUAGCGGUUCUCCGCAGAUACAUGGUUCAAGAAAAGCUAUGAUAAGGUUGGAUAAUCUUAUAAUGGAGGCUAUAAGCAGCUUGAAGGAGCCAGGUGGUUCCAACAAAACUACAAUAGCUGCAUACAUAGAGGACCAAUACUGGGCCCCUCCAAACUUUAUAAGGCUGCUGUCGGGGAAACUGAAGUAUUUAACUGCAACUGGGAAACUUAUCAAGAUAAAGCGCAAGUAUAGAGUAGCACCCACAUCGACACCAUCUGACAGAAGAAGAAACCUGUCCAGUCCAUUCUUGGAUAGCAGGCAGAGGAUCUUCUCCAAGGUUGAUCGGGAUUAUAUGGACAUGCUUAGUACAUCUCAGAUAGAUUUAGAGAUAGCUAAUAAAAUGAGGAACAUGACACCUCAAGAGGCUGCAGCUGCUGCUGCACAAGCUGUUGCUGAAGCAGAAGCAGCCAUAGCUGAAGCUGAGGAGGCUGCUAGGGACGCUGAAGCUCAUGAAGCUGAUGCUGAAGCUGCAAAAGCCUUUUCAGAUGCAACGAAGACACUACAUGGGAGAAGUGCCCCACGGAUGAUAAUACGUGCUUGAUCGUUCCUUCCGAGGUGCGAGUUAGAGAAUGCUGGAUCCUGUUCCAGUUUGAUGUUUCUGUAUCUUCAGUCAACUCACUCUUCAGCUUGUACAUAUGGGCGAAAAAGUUCAUGGUAAGUGUAAUAUACCAGGUUGUUAGUAGUAAAAGCUUUUCCGAUUGUAUCAGAUUUGUGUUCCCUGUUCAUCAGCGGACAUGUCUCAGCAACCAACAUGUUUUCUUAUUAAGCUGUUUCUGCGAGCUGAGGGAAUUUUCUGAGGAAUUUGUUGUAAAGAGUAGGAACUAGGAAUAACCCGGUGUGGUGGGGUGAUGGGCGUCCGUUCAUGUGCAGCUUGUACCUCAGGCUCAAUUGUUUACUGUAUGUUGAUUGAUUUAUUUGAUCUCAAUUUGGAUGGAAAUUAAAUUAGUUUAAAAUA
Messenger RNA from Nicotiana tabacum (common tobacco), 1470 nucleotides. Its product is annotated as telomere repeat-binding factor 1. The record is from RefSeq and is a predicted model, not a curated record. NCBI's taxonomy places the organism in Eukaryota, Viridiplantae, Streptophyta, Magnoliopsida, Solanales, Solanaceae. Gene Ontology annotation, cellular component: nucleosome. Gene Ontology annotation, biological process: nucleosome assembly. Gene Ontology annotation, molecular function: double-stranded telomeric DNA binding.